Messenger RNA from Dermacentor albipictus, 1119 nucleotides. RefSeq names its product zinc finger protein 557-like. Gene Ontology annotation, molecular function: DNA-binding transcription factor activity; RNA polymerase II cis-regulatory region sequence-specific DNA binding. Gene Ontology annotation, biological process: regulation of transcription by RNA polymerase II. NCBI's taxonomy places the organism in Eukaryota, Metazoa, Arthropoda, Arachnida, Ixodida, Ixodidae. The record is from RefSeq and is a predicted model, not a curated record.
CGCACGGGCGCUGGCCAGUUUCCAGACGCUGUGCUUUGCCGAGCGGAGGAGCCUCGUCCUGGAGAGCGACGUCUUUUCACCCGCGACGUUUUCAGCGAAGCACGUGGAAGCCGUACAGCACUGAAGCGAUUCAAGCGAGCGAUAUACUAAAGAUGGACCCCGUGAAACAGGAAGUGGCUGCCACAGCGUCGUCGCGCGCUCCCGGAGACGCGAGUGUGACCCAGGCCAAGCGCACUGUUGACACCAAGCCGCUGGUGCACUACGCCCGAAAGCGCCUGCAAAAGAACCGCUGGCAGAACUGGUGGUCUUGGAUGAGCGAACAGAAGCGCCGCUUGAAGCAGCAGAAGCCGCAGCAGAAGCCGGCCGGCGAGACCCAGUGCAGCGUUUGCGAAAAGCCCACGGCCACCAGGAGCGAAGAGGUGCACCACGCGAUGGACCACGCGUUCGAGCUCCCCUACCGCUGCGAGGAGUGCCACAGGAUGUUCGCGCGCAAGUUCGAACUCGAGUGGCACCUGCGCCAGCACACGGGCGUGCGCCCCCUGCCAUGCGGCCUGUGCCCCGCGGAGUUCCUCAACGGGCGCCUGCUGACCGCCCACCACACCAGGCACCACGGGCUGCGCUCCAAGUGGCACCGCUUCAAGACCAACUGAGCCGAACGCUCAAGCCUUUCUUUUGGGAGCGAACUGCGCUAAACACAGCACGCUAAACGGGAGGACAUUAAUGUACGCCUCGCUGCUCCGUCCCGACGUGCUAUACGUCCCCUUAGCUAUAUAGUAUACAGGAAAUCGACGUCCUCGUAAUGCACUCGGUACUGGCUCCUGCAUUUGAAAAGGUUGCUUGCACUUGAGUGCGGCUUUCAUCGUGACAGGCACCAUGAAAUGCAAGGAUACGACGUCAUCGUAUUAUGUGCCCAGUGCUUAGCACUGUUUGCUCUCAAAAGAUGCAUGACUAGCUCAGCAGGCCUGAUAACUUACGUUUUUUUUUCUGCGUUUCUUGGCUUUGCCACAAGAAGAUACAAAAUACGACUCGCGAACCGUUUUAUUACGAUUCGGUUUGAUAUGUACUCGAUUUCACAUUGUCGACUCAAAUUUGUUUCAAUAAAGUUGGAAAUGUUCCGAA